Messenger RNA from Anoplopoma fimbria (sablefish), 996 nucleotides. Its product is annotated as P2Y purinoceptor 4-like. The transcript has a single exon. Gene Ontology annotation, molecular function: G protein-coupled receptor activity. Bases 1 to 996 code for a protein of 331 amino acids. Gene Ontology annotation, biological process: G protein-coupled receptor signaling pathway. The record is from RefSeq and is a predicted model, not a curated record. Gene Ontology annotation, cellular component: plasma membrane. NCBI's taxonomy places the organism in Eukaryota, Metazoa, Chordata, Actinopteri, Perciformes, Anoplopomatidae.
AUGCCGACCUUCUUCCUGGCGGUGCUGAUCCUCGGGCUCCCCUUGAACCUGCUCUCCCUCUGGGUCUUCUUCCACCGCCUGCGUCGCUGGACCCGCAGCUCGGUGUUCCUCUUCAACCUGACCCUGGCUGACACCUCGUGGCUGCUGGCCUUACCUUACCUCAUCAACUACCACCUGAACCAACUGUACUGGAAGCUGGGGCUGCCGCUCUGCGUGGUGGUGAGGGUCUUCUACCACAACUACUUCUACCUCAGCAUCUUCUUCGUCACCUGCAUCAGCGUGGACCGAUACCUGGCCAUCGUGCACCCGCUGCGCUCCCUGGUGCUGCUGGGCCGGAGACAGACCUGCCUGCUGUGUGUGUUGGUCUGGCCGGCCUCUCUGGUCCUCAGCAUCCCUGUAGCCAGCAUGAGUCUGAUCCAGACCUGCCCCGGGAGCAACCGCACCGUGUGCCCCCUGUACAUCCUGCUGAGUGAGACCGGGGAGAGCCUCUCUUAUUCCCUCUUUUGCUCCAUCGUGGGCUUCCUCGUCCCGCUGCUCUCCAUCUGCUACUGCGGCCUGCGCAGCGUCAGAGAGCUGCGCCACCUCUCCCGCCGCCCCGGUCCGCUCCACAAGCAGCGGCGGCUCCGGCGGGCUCUAAGCGCAGCGCUGGUUUUCUUUGCCCUGUUCUACCUGCCUUACCACCUGGUUCGCAACGCUGCCAUCGUGAUGCGGGCAGUCUACCCUCACGAGCCGGCCUCCUGGCAGCCCGCGGACCUGGCCUUCGCGCUGGAGAUGUGCUUCUGCAGCCUCAUCACCUGCGUCAACCCGCUGUUCAGCUGCUUCAUGGGCCGCCAGUUCAGGAAGGAGUUCCACGGCCCUUUUGGCGUCAUGUUUUCCCAGUGUCCAGGCACGCAGGUGGCCUCGAUGAUAUCUAAGAGGACCCGGAUGAGGGAGAGGGAAAGACCGAGGAUGUGUUCUGUCACACCUGUGUGCGCACUGCCAACAUCUGGAUCCUAA